UUCGAGUGACAUUUGCUCUGAGGCUGCAGGUGAAAAGAAAUGAUCCAUCUCGUCUUGUGAGUUGUUGCGACAGAGUUCAGUUGUUUAAAACACUGUCGUCUUCAAGUAACUAGAAUGGAACGGUCGAAUUAGGCCUCGGGAAGUGAUCUUCAACAGAGGCCUCUGCAGGAAUGGAGAACGGAGGCUCAAUGAACUUGAUAGACUACGGGGAGGCUUUGUGGGAAAAUGCCGAGAAGAACCGGUACAUCUUGUGCCGUUUCAUGAACCCCAACAAGCUGACCUCAUAUCUGCGCCAAUGCAAGGUCAUCGAUGAACAAGACGAAGACGAGGUGCUCAACUCUCGCCUGCUGGAGUCCAAAGUCAACCGAGCAGGUCGGUUGUUGGAUAUCCUGCACACAAAGGGAGAGCGAGGCUAUGUGGUUUUUCUAGAGAGUCUUGAGUUGUACUACCCUGACCUCUACAAACUCGUCACAGGGAAGGAGCCUACACGCAGAUGUUCCACUAUAAUCGUGGAAGAGGGCCAGGAAGGGCUAAUCCAGUUUUUAAUGAAUGAAGUCAUAAAGCUUCAGCAGCAGUCCAAGGCUAAGGAAGUGCAGCGGGUGGACAUCAUGACCAAAUGCCGCACGCUAGAAGAUGAGCACAAGAAGCUACGACUGGCCAACCAGGAGCUGUAUACUUUUCAGGAACGCUACAAUAAAAUGAAAGAAGAGCGUAAUAACUAUAACGAUGAACUUAUGAAGGUGAAGGAUGACAACUAUCAGCUGGCUAUGCGAUAUGCCCAGCUCAGCGAGGAGAAGAAUAUGGCCGUGAUGAGGAGCCGAGACCUUCAGCUAGAGAUUGACCAACUGAAGCACAAGUUGAACAAGGUCGAGGAGGAGUGCAAAAUGGAAAGGAGGCAAUCUCUGAAAUUGAAGAAUGACAUUGAGAACCGACCUCGGAAAGAGCAGAUAUUUGAGCUGGAGCGAGAGAAUGAGGUCUUGAAGAUCAAACUCCAGGAGUUGCAGUCCAUCAUACAGCCCGGGCCUCUACCUGAUUCAGACAAGGCCAUCUUGGAUAUCCUGGAGCAUGACCGACAGGAGGCUCUAGAGGAUCGUCAGGAGCUAGUCAAUAGACUCUAUAACCUGCACGAAGAGGUCCGACAGGCCGAGGAGCUCCGGGACAAGUACCUGGAAGAGAAGGAGGACCUUGAAUUGAAGUGCUCCACUUUGGUGAAGGACUGCGAAAUGUACAAGAACCGCAUGAAUACGGUCAUGGUGCAGCUGGAAGAGGUGGAACGUGAGCGGGACCAGGCUUUCAAGUCAAGAGAUGAUGCUCAGCACCUCGUGUCUCAGUGUCUGAUUGACAAAGACAAGUACCGCAAGCAAAUACGGGAGUUGGAAGAGAGGAGCGAUGAACUUCAAAUUGAAAUUGUACGCAAAGAAGCCAAGAUAGUCAACCUGGAGUGCAAACUGAGACGGAUGGCCAAAGAAAAUGGUUUGGAUCAGAGUCUGCCACGAGACAUUACUCCACUAAUUAUAGCUCAGCACUUUGGGCAACCUGAUGGAAAUACAGGAGGACCUUCAGAGGACUCUGGAGAAGACACUGUUGAUGAUCAAGAGCCUAAGCUCCAACGCAGAAGUAACCUUAAGGGCAGAGUCAGUACAAAUAUAAACAGACCAAAAUCUCCAGCCGCUGGACCCAAAAGUCCUCAAUUCCAUGCCAUGCCUUUCACAAAUGGAGAUCUGUUAGAGCCUGCAGCUACUGACAACACAAGUCUUAACAGUGCCAGUGCAGUGAUUUCUCCUGCAGAGAUCUGCUAUAAAAAUCUGCGAUGCCGUAAUGAUAGUAUCUUGUCCACCGUGCCUGAGCCUCCAGACCAGAACUCCAUUGUCAGGAGAAGCAAGGAGAACCCAAACUCUCAAUACAAAUGUAUUCCCAUUUCAGACACUGCAGAUACUGACAGUGGAGACAAUGCCGACAUGGAUGACCAUGACUUAGAUUCUUCCUUCUAUGGGCCUUCAUCCAUCCAUUCAUCUUCAUCUUCCCACCAGUCUGAGACAAUGGACUCGUAUGAUCUGGAGCAAGUCAAUAACAUCUUCAGGAAAUUCUCUUUGGAGCGACCGUUUCGUCCUUCAUUGACCUCGGGACCUCCGCAAAACACAUUGAGGCCAGUGCAGAGCCUUUUUCUCUCUGGAGAAAACCUUCUGUCGGACAUCACUCUGAUUGGUGGAAAUGAUAGCGGCAUCUUUGUGUCCUCUGUCCAGUCUGGUUCUGAAACAGACCGGGCCGGAGUUAAAGUUGGACAUCAUCUUUUAAUGUUGGAAGGCAGUGUUCGUGGAGAAGCUCAGAGUGUGGCUUUGGACACCUGCACCAAAGAGGAAGCUCACUGGACCCUGCAGAGAUGCACCGGACAAGUGCAUCUCCAUUACAAAUCUAACUAUGAUGGCUACAGGCGGCUGCUGAAGGACAUUGAAGAUGGCACAGUGGUAUCCGGAGACUCUUUCUACAUCCGUCUCAAUCUGAACAUCUCCAGCCAGUUGGACAACUGCUCACUGAACGUACGAUGUGACGAGGUGCUCCAUGUUCUGGACACCAUGCACCAGGGCAAAUGCGAGUGGCUGUGUGCCCGAGUGGACCCUUUCACCAACAAGGACACCGAGAGAGGCACCAUACCGAGCUACUCCAGAGCCCAGCAGCUGCUCUUGGUGAAGAUGCAGAAGCUGAUGUGUCGAGGAGGUCGAGAGGAAGUCGAAACUCUGCGAGGACUCCGGAACACUCUACAACCUGAGGAGCCCACACCACCUCAAGACCCCAAGUGUAGUCCACGUCUGUCCAGAGCCAGUGUCUUCAUCUUUCAGUUAUUACAGUUUGUCAGCAGGGUGGAUAACAAGUACAAGAGGAUGAACAGCAGUGAGCGUGUCCGCAUCGUCAAUGGAGGAAAUCCAUCAUCAGUUUCCAGACCAGGUUUUGAAACGCUGAGGCCUGAGGACACAUCUGACCCAGAGAGCGACUUAAACAAGGGCUUGAAUCUGAUCCCGUACAGUCUAGUGACUCCACACCAAUGCCUGCGCAAAAGACCUGUCCUCUUCACCCCCAACAUCCUCGCCAAGACCAUCGUCCAGAAGUUCCUUAAUCUUGGAGGUGCUAUGGAAUUCAAUAUAUGCAAACCAGACAUUGUGACAAAAGAUGAAUUCCUCAUGAAACAGAAGAUAGAGCCCAUCAUUUAUUCCAAAGAAAAGCAGGCAUGCACAUAUGAAUGCAUCACCCCAGAAAACAUCGAAGCGGUUGCCUUCAAGAAUAAGCACUGUCUCCUGGAAGCUGAUCUGAGCUGUGUGAAAGACUUGUUGAGGAGAGAGAUCUACCCUAUCGUGAUCUUCAUCAAAAUCUGCGAAAGGAACAUCAAAAAAUUAAGGAGGCUCCCUCUGAAGGUGGACUCUGAGGAGGAGUUCUUGAAGAUGUGUCGCUCCAAGGAGAAGGAGCUGGAGAUGCUGCCGUGCUUGUACGCGGCUGUGGAGCCUGACUCUUGGGGUGGGGUGGAGGAUCUCGUCAGGAUCAUCAAGGACAAGAUUUUUGAGGAGCAGAAGAAGACGGUCUGGGUGGAGCAGGACCUGCUGUGACCUGAUCUCAUGAGCAAGUAACGGC
Molecule: messenger RNA, 3621 nt
Organism: Cyprinus carpio (common carp)
Lineage: Eukaryota; Metazoa; Chordata; Actinopteri; Cypriniformes; Cyprinidae
Product: caspase recruitment domain-containing protein 11-like
Biological process (GO): regulation of apoptotic process
Molecular function (GO): protein binding
Source: RefSeq, a predicted model, not a curated record